ACUCGCCAUAGUCUUUGUCGCAGCCUCACUCAGCAUCGGCCGUUGUUCUACCUUCCCUCCACGCCAUGGACCAUCCCUUGUGUGAGAUCUGCAAAGGCCAACUGUUCCAGGCGCACAAUGAUGCCCCAAAGCCGACGUACAGCAAGGGUUGUGGACACCUCUUCUGCAAUGACUGUAUAGCCGUGUACAUAAUUCAGAAUCCACAUUCCGGCUGCCCUGCCUGCGCUGCGCCAUUGGAGGGACGUGCCGCGUACCUUCCAGCUUCAGUCCGAAGUGGUACCUCUCGGCCGAUUUCCUUGAUCAACCAGAUAUACGUGACCACCGAGGCCGACGACUCUGAUGCUAGGAUCGUGGGCGAGGUUGCGCAGAAUUCCUCGCUCCUGCAAAAGCAGCACGAGUUGGAUAGCAUGAAUCAUCGAGUACAGAUGCUGAAAAGGGCGCAUGAUGCUUUGAAGAACGAACAUGCAUCAAACACCAGCAUCAUCGACAGUCUCAUGCAUCAACUCGAGGCCGCAGGCGAUGUUCGCCGCGAGGCCGAGGGGUUUCGGUCGACACAACGUCGUGAAUUAGGACAGCUGCGCUCCGAGAGACAGGACUUGGAGGAUAUACUGGACGCUAUACGACUCGGAGAUCGUCCUCGUCGCUGAGCGUUGCCUCGGAUUCUGGUCUGAGUCCUCAGACUGCCAUUCAUUCAGUUCUCGCUUGCAUCUAAUCGGCGUUUCGGUACCGUCUCACAAUUGGAUGGGAAGCUCUCCUCGGCAGGUCCUCAUGCAGUCUUUUAGUUUUAGUGCUUUGUAUAUCGCCAGAAAGUUGCUACUGUCGUAAACGAAAUGAUACAGCGCUCGUAUGGUGACAAGCGAACCAAGGAGAUGU
This is a messenger RNA of Fomitopsis serialis, 873 nucleotides long. RefSeq lists its product as uncharacterized. Lineage: Eukaryota; Fungi; Basidiomycota; Agaricomycetes; Polyporales; Fomitopsidaceae. The transcript is spliced from 4 exons. Gene Ontology annotation, molecular function: metal ion binding. The record is from RefSeq and is a predicted model, not a curated record. Bases 66 to 647 code for a protein of 193 amino acids.